AUGUCUGAAUCUGGAAAGUACAUCAUAGUGUUCAAGGACCAUGUCACGGAUGAGCAGCUCGAGCAGUACGCGAGGGACGUCGGUGCCAACGGCGGUGAAGUCGGAAAUCGCUUCUCUUCGCUCAUGAAGGGGUUCUCCGCCACUAUCCCGAACUCGUACUUGACCCAGCUGCAGUCAUUGCAGGGUGGUGUUAUCGACUACAUCGAGCCGGACCAGACCGUCACUACCCAAUGA
This is a messenger RNA of Fomitopsis serialis, 234 nucleotides long. RefSeq lists its product as uncharacterized. Gene Ontology annotation, biological process: vacuole fusion, non-autophagic. NCBI's taxonomy places the organism in Eukaryota, Fungi, Basidiomycota, Agaricomycetes, Polyporales, Fomitopsidaceae. Gene Ontology annotation, molecular function: endopeptidase inhibitor activity. The record is from RefSeq and is a predicted model, not a curated record. The coding region runs from base 1 to 234 and encodes 77 amino acids. The transcript is spliced from 5 exons.